Babjeviella inositovora NRRL Y-12698 is the source of this 900-nucleotide messenger RNA. RefSeq lists its product as uncharacterized. The coding region runs from base 34 to 882 and encodes 282 amino acids. The record is from RefSeq and is a predicted model, not a curated record. Lineage: Eukaryota; Fungi; Ascomycota; Pichiomycetes; Serinales. Gene Ontology annotation, cellular component: Mis6-Sim4 complex. The transcript has a single exon.
CAACCAUUCCUCAUCACUGCAAGCUGUCAUACAAUGGAGAAAACAUACAACUACACCAAACGAUACCUCGAAUCUCAAAUCAACACCCUCUCCCAGCCCGUUGGAAUCUCACUGAAGUUGGCACUGCUGCUCACCGAUGACAAAUCCCAGCUAACCACGAAACAGCUAACUGCCAUCUUAAACAGGUCGAACCAGAUCAUCGCCAUAAACCAGAAGCUAAAGUUCAAUAAACAAGCGGUGGACGUAGUGUCUGAACAAAUAUACUACAACGAGCUUGAAGAGGUGAAACAGUCCAAGUUGCGAUUGCUUCGCAGCAGCAGCAGUAUCAUUCUAGAGCCGAUAUGCCUCUUUAACAGGGAUUACACGCUAUCAGGUGAUACAAAUACCGAGCUACAGUCACUCAGGCGAUCGGUCGAGGAUCUCCCUGAGGGGAGGUACCUUUUUGUGAGAAACAAGCGCAUUGUGGACUCGGUGGAAUUCGACAAUAUCGUUAACGAUCGCAUGGACAGUGUUGUAAGUCACAUGGCAGGGGAGACAUCACACCACGAAGAGUACCAAGAAACAGAUGACGCAGAUGGUCUAGUGCAAACAUACGAUCGAUUGAAGUCGCUUCUCAUUCAGAAAUUGAACCAGCUCUUGAGUUUAAAACUUAAGCAGGACAAGCUCAAGCAGCUUCAGGGUCAGCUAGCCCGUAUGCUAGAGCCCGAAGAAGGAACUACUGCCUCGGUAAGUGGGAUUCAGUCCAACUUGAUCACAAAUGCCAACUUGAUUCAUGAUGAGAUCGUCAAAGUGAAGAUUUUACUAGAACGAACCGGUUAUAAAUUGGCAGGCAUGGAAGACGCCGAGUUUCAGGAAAUCAUGCAUAAAAUUAAUAGCAAAUGAGUGAUACACGAGUAUGAC